UGAAUGCAUCAUACGUGCCGUCGUCACAUCCGGAAUCACGUUUUUCCUGUCAAUGAUGGCGGCGACCUUGUGUGGAAAGCUGCUACCUAAACAGGGUUGGCUGCCGGUUACACAGAGCGUCCGUCACGGAUCCAAGGCGGUGACUCGACACAGAAAACCGAUUCACAUCCUCAAACAGAAGCUGCUGGCUGUUACAAAGUAUGUUCCUCCGACGCCGGUGGUUCCCAAAGGGGCUUAUCCGUCCGAAAGACAAGAAGUCAAGGAGGAGUCUGGUUUCGUGUUACUCCUGAAGAGGGAAUUGAAGAAGCUCUUCCAGGAUUAUAAAAUGGUUGCCGUGGCCCAGAACUGCAACAGCAACGCUGAGGACAUGAGGAUUCUGAAGCACAGACUUCACCGACAUGGCAUCGCUGUCAAGUUCUUCCCCAAUCAGGUGAUGUGUUCGUUUCUGAGUGACAGCGUUUACUCCAACAUGGCUCCUCUGUUCAUUGGUCCGACAGUUCUGUUCGUUAGCAAAGAGCCGAAGGUGAAGGAGAUGCUGACAUCUCUGAGGUCCAGUCCACAGAUGACGCUUCUGGGAGCCUGCAUAGACAACACUCUGCUGAGCGCUCAGGGCGUGGUGAGCUACUCCAAGCUGCCGUCGGUGAGCGUCGUCCAGGGCGAGCUGGUCAGCGGUCUGGCCAUGAUGACCGCCCACACGGCCUCCAUGCUGCAGCGCCACCCGGCCCACCUGAGCGCCCUGCUGCAGCAGUACGUCAAGCAGCAGAGCUCAGAGGAAGCUCCCAAAGCAGAGGAGGCCACAUAGAGGAACUUACUGGAACUGUUGACUGGCUGAUUCGCAGAAAAAUUCAGCACCAGGAAGACUUGUAAGAGAGGAAAAAGUCUGAAAACUGUGCAUCCACCUCUACCCUGGACUGAUUUCAACGCACCUCGUGCUCUUGGUGGAAUUAUUGAACGGACAAUGCUGCAAAAGUAUCAGUGUCACCCUCAAUCCUUCCUUUAUUUAAGGAUAUAGUCGUAUGUUAAUAAACAACUUCUACUCUA
Molecule: messenger RNA, 1041 nt
Organism: Amphiprion ocellaris (clown anemonefish)
Lineage: Eukaryota; Metazoa; Chordata; Actinopteri; Pomacentridae
Gene: mrpl10
Product: mitochondrial ribosomal protein L10
Exons: 5
Coding region: 53-802 (249 amino acids)
Biological process (GO): translation
Cellular component (GO): mitochondrial large ribosomal subunit
Molecular function (GO): structural constituent of ribosome
Source: RefSeq, a predicted model, not a curated record